GGUUGUGGACGACACCACCGGUCAUAUCAUCCAAAUGGUCGCACAUCAGAGCAAAAGGAGACUCAAACCCAAAUGCUCGAAGAGUUUUGGUGGCAGACAAAAGACACCAUUGAGGAGAUCAUUGCGGACAUCGUUUGGCAACUCAUCUAAAGCGCCGCUAAGAACCGCAACUUCAGUUAAAUCGACGCUUAAGCCAUCAAUUAAGUCAAGACUUGGCGUGAGGGUCGACACAAAGGCACCGCCAAAGCCAUCGCUUAGGACUCCCGUGAAGUCACCGAUCACUACAUCCCAAAAGACACCUCAAAGCGCACCACAACAACGAAAGUUACCAUUAGUUCAACCGUCAAAUAGACUCCAAAGCUUUACACCGAAUAGACCGCAAACUUCAGCACCAAAUCCGCCACAAAAUUCAUUUAAGAGACCACUGAAUACAUCGGAACGAAUGGAUCCGCGGAUAGCGAAGAGAUUGAACGCAAACAAAGACGAGGACCAAAAGACAACUACAAUAACCAUCAGCACUGAUGACAAGACCAGCGCUAAUGUGGCGCCACAACGGCCGACACAGACAGUGACGCCAUCCAAACCCUUCCAUGAGAUGGCCACCGAAGAAGUGGAGGCAUUGGUGAGCGCAGUGCGAGAGACAUCUUCGGUGAUCUCAUCCGUGACCGCAGCAUUGGAGAAGUCGAAGAGUGGCAUCGAUUCGCAGCUUUGGUCCAAAAUAUUUUCUGUCGAGAAAGUGACGGAUUUGAAGACACUGUCGACAGACACGACCGGAAUGUUGGCGGCGAAGACA
Oppiella nova is the source of this 793-nucleotide messenger RNA. NCBI's taxonomy places the organism in Eukaryota, Metazoa, Arthropoda, Arachnida, Sarcoptiformes, Oppiidae. The record is from the annotation of a GenBank genome assembly.